Messenger RNA from Parathielavia appendiculata, 1075 nucleotides. RefSeq lists its product as uncharacterized. Bases 55 to 894 code for a protein of 279 amino acids. Lineage: Eukaryota; Fungi; Ascomycota; Sordariomycetes; Sordariales; Chaetomiaceae. The record is from RefSeq and is a predicted model, not a curated record. The transcript is spliced from 3 exons.
AACUCAUCCACCGCAGAGACAUCAUAAACAGAAGCCACCCGCCGAAAACUCAGAAUGGUCGAACUAAAGCGUCUCUUGCUUGCCAACCCCUUUCUCCUAGCAUCAGCCAUGGCCUUCCCUCCGGAGAUAGGCGUCUUUGGUCGCGCCAUCGGGGACAAGUGCAGGGGCAAUGAAGGUGCGGGCACAUGCCAAACGACGUCCAAUUGCCGGGGCAUCUCAUACCCGCAGCCGUACUGCCCCAGUGAUCCCAAUAAUGUUCAGUGCUGCGUCGAAAUUCCGUGCACGGUCGGUACCAAGUCGGGAUACUGCCGCAGCGUCUCCAACAACGGCUGCCCCGGCGGAAGUUUUGACCCUGGCAACUAUUGCCCCGGAAGCCAGGACAUCCAGUGCUGUCUCAAGAACUCGGAGAACGGCACUGGCACUGUUGGCGAACGGGUGCUGGCAAAAGCAAUGGAGGCAGCUGGUGUUCCAUAUGCCUGGUGGGGAGGUUCCUGCAGCGGGCCGACGGGUGACGCUCCACCCUCGGACUUUGGCGAGAUCGGCUUCGACUGCUCCGGCCUCGUCUGUUGGGCGCUCUGUCAAACCACCGGCCGCGAUCUCUUCUCGGAAGGCCUGCGCAACACGCGCUACAUGUACUGUGAAACCCAAGCUCGGCUCGGCUACGCCAAGUAUCCCUUUUCGCAGCGUAAGAAGGGAGACGCGGUCUUCUUCGGGGACGCUUGUGACUGUUCGCUCUCAGAUGGCCCUGGCUCGAUUCACCACGUGGGGCUCGUCAUGGAAGACGGCGGUGAUAUGAUGUGGAACGCUCCGAAUGACGAUCUCAACAGGGUCAUGGCUCUCCGUAUCUCUGCGUUCGGAGAGACUCCAUGCCCGUAUGUCAUUAGAUUUACUUAGGGUAACUGGGCGGCGUCUGGUGUACUCGGAACCCGCGGGACUCUUUCUUCGCAAGAUACAAUAAGUGGUUUGAGGUCUGGGCCAGGAUCUCAUCACUGACCUCCGUCUGCAGUCUGGUGCUGGCGGCUCAUUGUACCCUCGUCUCGCUCAUGUCAUUACAUGACGUGUGCUUUGCUCUGGC